This is a messenger RNA of Clonostachys byssicola, 2265 nucleotides long. NCBI's taxonomy places the organism in Eukaryota, Fungi, Ascomycota, Sordariomycetes, Hypocreales, Bionectriaceae. The record is from the annotation of a GenBank genome assembly.
AUGUCUCUGCAGCUCCAAUUUGAAGUCACCGCCGGCGCAAUCAUCUCCGUGCAUGUUGUACGCGAGCUCCUCAAGGCAUGUCAAGAGGAUGACCUACAGCCUCUCACAAUGAGCAGCCUAGAAUCCUUUGGCCAAUGGCUCGCUGUUGAUCGCGAUCGCUUAUCCCAGGGGGAGGAUGCUCUAGGUGAGAGCUCCGAUAAAAGUCGCUUGAUUCGAUUCGCAAACAAGGUGUUUCUUGGAACGCACAGCGAAGGCAUCAUUAGCCAAAUGCGCAAGAACCUGCACCUUACGGCCUCCUUUCUCUUCGUCUGCACUUGUACCACUUUAGACCAACCGCAGACGGCGGAAUUGGUGCACGAACUCAUGAGACUCACCGGUGCAGUGGAUCGCAAUGGAACUUCUAAGAAUGAGGUGUCGAAAUUCGUCGAGAGGAUUGCGGGCUGCGGGAGCUUCCUACCAGGCGAAUCACCGUCAGACGUCCAUACAAAAAUUGCUUCAGCUGCUGCAUCAGCUGGACUGUGGAGAGAGACUCGGGGUGCAUUCGAUUCUGUGGACAUAGGGCAGGCCGCCCAGCUACUCUACGAAGUCUUUGCAGCUAUGGCAGAUCAAAAUGUCAAGCACGUUAUCCUGAAAGGAGGUAUCGGGUGUAUUUGGUUGGCCUCGUUAUUGAGUUGGUUGCGGCCACGUGAAACAGUCAUAUUGGGGCCGCGGAAGAACCAACUCUAUCCAGAAACGAGGGAAGCAUACGCCGACGACGCCGACCGGCUAUGUGUAAUCUUGGAGAAUGACUCAAGGCACCCUUACGGCUCCUGGACUGUUGAGAAGUGGACGUCAACGUCUGAUGAGCCAAUCUCUAAGCACACAUUGGAACCACUUCCAGAUCCAACCAAUCCAGCAGGGCCACAGGACUUUCAUUGCCCGUUAGGGUCGGCGAGAAGUUGCAUAUCAUGGCAGAUUACAGACCCUGAAGCACGAGAAGCAGUCGGCAUUCUCGCAUCAGUGCUGGUGAUAUUGGCUGUGGAACGAGCGAUGACGAAUAUCGAUAAUGGGAAAACGGUCCCCUUCAAUGAUCUGAUCUCUCAUUGGUUCCUGAAACAACACACAAUAAUCAUGUCAAGUUUUGGCUGGCCUGGUUUGGACGAAAAACACAGCGAACGUGUGCUAGAGCUUCUUCAAAGCAAGCUUGAGGAUCCCCAAAGCAAGCGAGAUUUUGUCCCAAGCAAGAUUGACUUUCAACGAGGCGGUCCCAGCGAUCCCUCAUUAGCGUACUUCCUAUUUGAGAUCCUUAAGGGCUGCAGCACAUCGGUCUCAAAGAUCAAGACGAAGGAAAAUGGCGAAGAAACUGGAGGCUGGAGCCUGGAUGUUAUCAAUAUUGCCAUCCAUCUUGCCAAAGAGGCUCUGACUUUUAGUUUUUGCGAGGCAGAGCCACCGAACCCUCAGUAUCAUUCACAAGAUUAUUUUGCUCGGCAUGAUACCUUACACAAAAUGAUUGCCAAACAUCGUUUGGACUAUUCAGAGCUGAAGAGGCUUUCUCUUUCUUCGAUUUUGGGUGUGGCCCCUCACAAGAUAAACCCAACCGAUUUGGCUGUAUCCCGUCAAGGAUACGUUGCCUACACGCCCUUGAUAGAUGGCAAAGGAGAGUUCACAAUGUCUCGACGGGCCGCGGCAUGUUUCUGUGUUUCCCCAGGGCUCUUGAGAGUCAGAGAUACCCCAGAUCUCUUCCGUCGCUUAGCAGAAGGAGCCAUUCGCCGAUCACUUGGUAAGAAAUCGCAAGGCACGAGUCGAAUCUCCUUGAUCGGGUCAGACGGCCGCGUACAGCGCCUUGAUGAGACGAUGGCGUUUGAUGACAUGGAAUCAACUGUUGAACAUCUCAUUCGUACGGAAGACGACAUAAUCUACCUCGCUUCUGAAAUUGUCAGCACCGGAGCCAGUCAACGUGGAGAUUUGGCACGUGGUGUAGGCUCCGCCCUUGCAAAAAACGCGACGGUCAAGAACAGAUAUCCUGUCUCCUGGAAUCAAUCUUUCACGGUAAUCAUGGGGGCCAUCCAUGUAGACAAGGAUACCUCACGACCCGCACAAUUGGAAAAGAUUGCAGAAGGAUGGAUAACAAGCGGAAGAUUCGAUAAGUUUAAAAUUCACUGGCGACGUGUUGGCGACGAGUUUGAGGGACUGCAGGGAAUGCGCUUCUCCGUUUCUUUGAGGCUGGGCGGCUUACGAAAUUGCAAUCGGUACCCACUGUAUAUGUUCAACUGGGGAGUUCAAUAA